This is a messenger RNA of Plasmodium gallinaceum, 570 nucleotides long. It is a transcript of the gene EMC4, whose product is annotated as ER membrane protein complex subunit 4, putative. The transcript has a single exon. The record is from RefSeq and is a predicted model, not a curated record. The coding region runs from base 1 to 570 and encodes 189 amino acids. Gene Ontology annotation, biological process: protein folding in endoplasmic reticulum. Gene Ontology annotation, cellular component: EMC complex. NCBI's taxonomy places the organism in Eukaryota, Apicomplexa, Aconoidasida, Haemosporida, Plasmodiidae.
AUGAAUAGAUGGGAUUUUAAUUUAAGAAAAUAUGAUCAAAAAUGUGAAAAUUUAAUAGAACCAUUUGGAUAUAAAUUUGUUAAUGAUGCUAAGAAUACAUAUGGUUAUGGAGACAGUUAUUUAAAAGUAGAAAAAAGUAUCAACAAUUUAAAUAAGUUAAAUAAAAAUGAUAAUAAAUCUAAUUUAUCUGAAGAAAACACAAAAAUACUUAAUAAAAUGGCAUGGAAUAUUUGCAUCAACUCAAUUAAAGGGUUAGCAAUGAACUUAUUUGUUAUGUUUAUGUCAGGUGGAGCAUCUGGUAUCUUUGGUAUUAUUUUUAUAAUAUAUUCCAUUUAUAAUAUUUUAAAAUCAUUAUUUAAUAUAAAUGAUGUAUUUAAAAGUGUGGAAAAUAAUACUAAACAGAAGUUUUGGCUACAAAAAAUUUGUUUUAUAAUUGUUAAUUGUUCAGUUUUUAUAUAUAUAAUGAAUGUUUGCUCAAAAAGUGGAUUAUUACCAAUACGAUCUGGUGACUAUUUUUAUUAUAUUCCGCAUAAAAAAAUUAAACAGAAAGGUGUGGGAAGUUUUUUUUAA